AUAAGGUUUUUCCCCUCGCUUUUUUUUUCCUCUUCACUGUGCAUUAUACCAUCUAAAAAUAGAAGCUGUCAAAUCUAUGAAAUUUAUAAAUUCUCAUCACAUCUCUAUAAAAUACUGCCACUCAUUAGUGUGACUCUCUCCUGUACAGAAACACCAACGGACCCACACAGGCCUGCCCCACAUCGCAGGGCACGCUGCGAGCCAUGGACAGCCGAGAAAUACAAAAGUAAAUGCACUUGUUAAACGUCUGGCCGUCCUCACAGCACCAUCGCACAGCACGCGGCCAGCUACACCACCGCGCAGACCCGUUCUCGUGCAAGGGCGCGACCCAAGCCCCGGAGGGUGAACAGUCUAAGGGUUCACAGUGCCGGGGUAAAGGUGAAGAGCUCAGGGCAGGCGCCAGGGGCUCAGGAAGGGGCUCAGGCCGCGGUGGGGGCCUCCGAGGAAUGUGGUGGCGACGGGCCUGCCUUUGGUACGGGAGCAGUGCGUCGGGGGAGCUGGCCGGGCGGCGUUUCUGAGAACGGGGUUCGGCGUUGUCAGCGUCUAGUCAGCACCAAGCGGGUGGAGGCAGGCGCGGGCCUGGGGAUGAGAUAGCACCGGGGCAGGCUGUCGGCGAAUCCGCU
Molecule: messenger RNA, 623 nt
Organism: Chlorocebus sabaeus (green monkey)
Lineage: Eukaryota; Metazoa; Chordata; Mammalia; Primates; Cercopithecidae
Source: RefSeq, a predicted model, not a curated record